AUGCUUCGAAGUGAUCAUAAAGAGUCUUCUCAGGUAAUCACUUCAGCCAUUGAUGCCCAGGUGAAAUCUAUCAAUGAAAUGUUAUCCUACUUUUCUAAAUUAGUCAAAGCUGAAAAAACUGUUCAACAGGCUCUGUCCGAUUUACUUGAUGAUCAAAUGGAAUCAUCCACUGUUGGCGGUGUUGGUGGUGGUGGCCAGCGUUCGAAUACCACCACUAUGCGUAAUUUAUUUAAAGCAAAUUAUACUCGUGGACGUCGUCGUCGUUUAACCAUGAAUAUCUUGAAUAAAAAUUUAUCUAAUUCAUCUACUGAUAGUGAAUUAAAUAAACUUUUACAAAAUCUUGUCAUUUCAACAAAUCAUCAAGCACGUAUGUAUUCGACACGUGCAUUAUUUCAUAAAUUAAUCACUGCUGGACAAUUAGAUAGUUUAAAUAAUUGUGAACAAUGUUUGAGACGAACUUAUCUAGAAUGUGAAGAAGAAUUGAAAUCACAAGCACGUCAGUAUAUGUUAAGCUUAAAAGCAUAUGAAAAGAAAUAUUUCAAAUAUAUUGGUCAAUUGUCAAAUAUACAAUCGAAAUUAACAAAUUUAUGUGAUAAGCGUUUAAUUAAUAAUCGUAAAGUUAUCGACAGUCUAAUGAAUAAUUUGGAAUAUUCUACUAAAAAAUUGCAUUUAUUACAUAACGAAUAUUGUUUGGCAUUGAUCACUGCCAAUCAUUAUCAACAAUGGCUAUAUACACAUUUACGACCAUGUCUACUUAAAGGUGUUGAACGUACUAUGCAAUUGGCCUCGGAAGUUGUCUGGCAUCUUCUAGUUUUUGGUGGUGAAAAUAUAAAUCAUUUUCAAUCGAAUUGGCUUAAAGAAUUUCAAUCUGAAUUAGAUUUAACAAGCUUAUUAGAACAAAAUGGUACAAUUUCCUGGACCUGUAUAUCAUACCUUCAAUCAGCAUUAAAUAAUAAUACAACAAUAAAUGGAAAUCUUUCUCCUGGUUCUUUAAUUGUUAAUGAUUUAACUGGACAAUCAUUAAUUGAAUUAACACAAUUGCAUAAAAAUAAGGAAUUAUUGCAUAGAGAAACCGUUAAUCAAAUGACUAAAGAAUGUUUACAAUGGGAAGAAGCAUUAUCUCAAUGGCGUGCUGUGUUUGCUAAUCCAGGUCCUAAUCCAUGGUCAUCAAAUUUAUUCAAUAUACAUUCAUCUAGUGUUUCACCAAUAGUUAACACUCCACAAGAUAAUAAUUCAAAUGGAUUUCAUAAUGUAGAUAAUUCAAGUCAUUUAGCGUUGCCUGAUAUCCAAGAUCUUUGGCAUGAUGAUCGAGCUCGACCUGUUAAUCUUUGUGAAGUAUCAUUUCGUUUAGCAAUUUGUGAAUUUGAAUUAUGUUUUGCUAAUUGUCUUGCUGAUUCAGAAGCUCAAUUAGUUAAUGUAUUAACUGAUGCUCAAUGUCGUUUGAAUUGGCUUUCAUUAAAAUUACUUACAAAUGAUCCAACUACAGGUUAUCCAAAUACACCAGCUACAUUUUUACGUGAUUCUUAUAUGCAAAAUGGGACUGAUGAUAAUUGUAGUCAAGCUUUGAAUGGUCAUGAUAAUUCAAUUCCCAUUUGUAAUCUAAGCGAUUCAUAUUCUACUGAUCUUCCUAAAUUAUUAACUGAACCAAUAUCCAAUUCACCAUUUGCAUUAUCUUUAUCUAAUACAUCUGAUAUGUCAUCUAGUAUAGAACAACAACUACAAUUACAACAACAACAACAACGUCCAGAACGCAAUCGUCUUUGGCAAAGUGUUAGACAAUCUAUGUCGAAAUUUCGUUCACAUUUUAUUCGUAAUAAUAAUAUUCGUUCAUCAACAAGUUCUAUACCAAAUACACGUACAUAUCAAUGUCGUCUUCGUGAAACUAUUAUCACUACUAUACCAAUAUUAAAUACUGUAAAUGAUAAUAAUAAUAAUAAUAAUAAUAAUAAUAAUAAUCACUCGUUACAUAAUCCAACUAUGAAUGGAUUAAAUAAUCAAAACUCUUUAGGUAUGGAUACUCCAUUUUAUCAUCAAAAUAAAAAAUUCAAUCAACAAAAUCAUAUACAAUCUAAUCGUGAAUCACAAGAUUCAUCAUCCAUUUUAACCAGCUUUCCUAUAGUGAAUGAGUGUGAUGUGGAUAUCAACAAGGAACCGUGGUUUCAUGGUGUUUUGCCUAGAGCAGAGGUGGAACGUCUUUUACAGAAUCAAGGGGAUUUCCUUGUUCGACAAACAAGUAAACGUUCCAGUGGGCGUGAUACCUUAGCCCAUUGGAAUGGAACUAAUGGGGAUUUAAUCAAUGGUAGUCAUAACGAAACAAUAUUAAAUAAAGAUCAUAAUAUUGAUGGAACUGUUUUACGUAUGGUUUUAUCUGUCUUUUGGCAUGGUCAUAGACAUUUUAUUGUAUAUGGUGGACCAGAGUCAGGUGAAGGUUGGCAUUUAGAAGAUGGUCAUUUCUCUACAGUAAGGGAACUGGUUGAAUAUCAUAUGAAAACUCAAACUCCCGUGACAGCAAAAUCAGGUGCAUGUCUUAUUACACCAAUUUCAAGACCUGAUUGGGAACUAGACAAUCGUGAUGUACAACUACUACAAAAAAUUGGUCAAGGUAACUUUGGUGAUGUUUAUCGAGGUGUAUAUAAUGGAAAUGAAGUUGCAGUGAAAACUUGUCGUGUCGAUAUGACGGCAUCAGAUUUACGUAGGAAAUUUCUCCAAGGUGAAACAACUGCUUUAAAUUUCAAUCAUCCAAAUAUUGUCAAAUUAAUUGGUAUUGCAGUUCAAUCUUAUCCAAUUAUGAUUGUGAUGGAGUAUGUUCCAGGUGGUUCUCUUUUAAAUCAUUUACGUAAAUCAAAAAAUGCAUUACCUGUUAUGAAACUACUUCAAAUGAGUUUAGAUGCUGCUAAUGGAAUGAUGUAUUUAGAAGCGAAAAAUUGUAUUCAUCGAAAUUCAUAUUUGAUAAAUUCGAUCCCGAUAAUGGUUAUAAACAGAUUGAUUGUUGUGGUACAACUAACGUCCUCCUACUACCUGUAGUGAGUUUUGGAGUAUACGUUCUUUAAUAACUUUCAAGAGGGUAGAUUCAAUGGAAAUGAAUUCACUUUGAACUCUGAGAUGGAGGUACAUCCAGCCGAUGAGUCCCAAAUGGGACGAAACGCGCGUCGUGGAUUCCACUGCUAGCCACUAUCCAUCAUUGCUUACAAAAUACCAAGACCACAUUUUGAAUAAUUUUCUCUGGUUUGAGUUUUUUAGCGAGUUAGUUUUCUACGGGAUGAGUUCGCUAACCCCAUUCCCAACCCUCUGCUUUUAUCCGAGCUUGGGACAGACAGUAGCCCCGAAGGGGCUCUAGACGGACCUUGUUAUUUAUUCACUUAUCAACCUCGGGUGUUUUUAUAUGAGCGUUUGUGUGUGUAUUUCUUAUCCUACCUAUCACAUAUCUGUAGCUUAUUUCUGUGUGACUAUAAAUAUUGAUUCACGCUUGGCUAAAUCAAGCUGGGUCAUUCGCCUUCUCCACUGUGGUUCAUUUUGCUUCACUCUCUUCGCUUCGUUCUUCCGAUAGUUUUUCUGGAUCAACGAUUGUAUGAAAUAUACAUAUUCGAAAUCCAUUCUUCUAUAUGAUUUAAUUAAUUACGUUAUUCACUAGCUCGAAUUAGGUCGAUGAUUAUAUACGAGGAUUAGCGACAUGUAUAUUUCAAUAACAAUCAAUUAUACGAUCUGAAUGGAGUGAGAUCUCUGGCUACUAAAAAUCUAUUCAACAGUGUUUUAGCUUGUGCGAAGAAGUAUAAAUUGGUGUUUUGGUGGAAUUUCAUUCAGUCUUAAUCACGAUAGAAUAUGGAGAAGAAUGACUACUUGAAACUGGGUUUGAAUAUUGAAAUUUUGUUUACAGUGUUUGCGAUAAUCAUCAAGUUUAACCACUUUAUCCCUAGUAUUAGCCAUGUUGGUAGAUGAAGACUACAUGCUUGAAGUCCGUGUGACUAUCGUAACCAACGGUUCGGGACUCUGUGUGACAUGGCUCAGAA
Messenger RNA from Schistosoma mattheei, 4007 nucleotides. The record is from the annotation of a GenBank genome assembly. Lineage: Eukaryota; Metazoa; Platyhelminthes; Trematoda; Strigeidida; Schistosomatidae.